Trichoderma virens Gv29-8 is the source of this 616-nucleotide messenger RNA. RefSeq lists its product as uncharacterized. Gene Ontology annotation, cellular component: nucleosome. The record is from RefSeq and is a predicted model, not a curated record. Gene Ontology annotation, biological process: nucleosome assembly. Gene Ontology annotation, molecular function: protein heterodimerization activity; structural constituent of chromatin; DNA binding. The coding region runs from base 83 to 394 and encodes 103 amino acids. Lineage: Eukaryota; Fungi; Ascomycota; Sordariomycetes; Hypocreales; Hypocreaceae. The transcript is spliced from 3 exons.
ACCGUUUACCAUCAUCUGCAUCUCAUUUUGGCGUUUACGCACUUCUUGAUAUCUCAACUUCAAACAACCCACAUCAAUCAUCAUGACUGGACGCGGCAAAGGUGGCAAGGGCCUCGGCAAGGGUGGUGCCAAGCGUCACCGCAAGAUUCUUCGUGACAACAUCCAGGGCAUUACCAAGCCCGCUAUCCGACGUCUCGCUCGUCGUGGUGGUGUCAAGCGUAUCUCUGCCAUGAUCUACGAGGAGACCCGUGGUGUCCUCAAGUCCUUCCUCGAGGGUGUCAUCCGUGAUGCCGUCACAUACACCGAGCACGCCAAGCGCAAGACCGUCACAUCACUAGACGUUGUCUAUGCCCUGAAACGACAGGGCCGCACCCUGUACGGUUUCGGUGGUUAAGCGAUCUGCCACUAGGUCGGGUCGACAUAAUGUGUUAUUCGCGUGUUUGUUACGAUUGGGCUUUUCACUAUGGGCGCGGGUCAUUGCUUUUUGAGAUUUUGUACUGUACAACGUACUGGGAAAUGGGUGACUUCCGAAAGGGGGUAAUUGAGACUUAUCAAGUGGUGACCUUGAAAUAAAGCAUCACAUAUACUCUACAAGUAAACUUUGUGCCUGGCUGUG